AUGGCUGCUUUUAAAAACCUCCCCCCUGAAAUCAUUAUACGCAUUAUUCACUAUGCUGCUGAUUUUGUUGGCACGCAAAGUCUGCUAGUAGUUUCACCAUGGGUUCAUGCUGUUUUCGAGGCUCAGCCGUACAGAAUCACGGAGGGUCUCAUAAUAUCAAACUCCAUGACUACAAUGCCUGAAAUUCGAAAUCUAGUUCGAAACAUGGCCCUGGUUCCUACGGUACAUCGCUCCAGUCUGGAAGACUAUAUCGGGGUAAUGUGUGAGAGCGCAUCCAGUGUUCUCCCUCGGCAGAUGAGCUUUACCGAACUGCAUCAAAUAGUUCAUAUUGGGGCGCAGAUUCAGCGGUUAGCAUGUGUAUGCCUGUCUACCGCGCAGCAAAAAUUUAUCGCUGCGGUGGGGGCCACUCCCGCUGGCUCCCUGAGUGGUGCUGUCCGAGCACAGAAAGCGAGCGAGCCUUUCUCAUGGAUUGAGGAAUACAGGGUAUACUGGGCUCUGUGGCAUCUGGCCUACUAUUCUAUUCUCUGUGAGAGGGCGGAGACACUGCCUGAAGAUUCGGUACAAAGGAUAUAUGGGUGUGCCAUCCGGAACGAAAUGGAUAUACCCAGGAAGGAAUAUAUGUCCACAGUGGCCGCAGUUCUCUCGGACUUGGGACUACAUCCCUCCUACGGGGACGCUGAACAGCAGGAGCCCUUAGAAGCCUCCCGGGGUCAUCAGGACGAGCCACCUAUACCUCUAUUCACAUCCUUUGAGUUCAGCUUUGAGAAUUACCUCAUCUGGAGCCCUCAACCGGUACCGGAAAGUACUCCCGCCAUAAAUAUCUGGCAUCGCGGGGCGGAUGCGUGUGGCCACUCGUCAUUGCAGAGCAGAAAGUUCAUCGUAUCUGGCAGGAUGCUUCUGCGGCGCACUCCAAGUUCAGCCGCGAUGCUGGAUGUGCGGCCAUUUCGACGUCUUGGGCUUUUUCUAUGGGACACAUGGCGUGUGUUCUCGGUUGGGCUUAUAAACAAACCGCGCCGAGGGGAUAUUCCGACCCCAGAUGGAGGAUUUCUUCUUGAUUCGGAUGAUACUCCCCUUUUGCCUCUACAUGAGGAAGCGUCAAUGUGGUUGGCGUUGGUCGGUAAGACGCUGUGA
This is a messenger RNA of Aspergillus bombycis, 1131 nucleotides long. RefSeq lists its product as uncharacterized. The record is from RefSeq and is a predicted model, not a curated record. NCBI's taxonomy places the organism in Eukaryota, Fungi, Ascomycota, Eurotiomycetes, Eurotiales, Aspergillaceae. The coding region runs from base 1 to 1131 and encodes 376 amino acids. The transcript has a single exon.